This is a messenger RNA of Elgaria multicarinata webbii, 4544 nucleotides long. RefSeq names its product transcription factor 12 (gene TCF12). Gene Ontology annotation, molecular function: RNA polymerase II cis-regulatory region sequence-specific DNA binding; DNA-binding transcription factor activity, RNA polymerase II-specific; protein dimerization activity. Gene Ontology annotation, cellular component: chromatin; transcription regulator complex. Gene Ontology annotation, biological process: regulation of transcription by RNA polymerase II. The coding region runs from base 61 to 2292 and encodes 743 amino acids. The transcript is spliced from 22 exons. The record is from RefSeq and is a predicted model, not a curated record. Lineage: Eukaryota; Metazoa; Chordata; Lepidosauria; Squamata; Anguidae.
GCCGCCACCACCACCUGGCAUUGGGUAGCGGCGCCGGAAACCGGGGCUCAGUUUAAGUGGAUGAAGAUGAAUCCUCAGCAGCAGCGGAUGGCCGCCAUAGGGACGGACAAGGAAUUGAGCGACCUACUGGACUUCAGUGCGGUAGGAUAUUCUUCGAAGUCUUCUUAUGGCUUCUCCACGAUGUUUUCCCCACCUGUUAAUAGUGGGAAAACCAGACCAACGACACUGGGAAGCAGUCAGUUCAGUGGAUCAGGUAUGGAAGAACGAACAGGUGCUGUAUCUUGGGGAACAAGUGGUCAAUCAAGUCCUUCAUAUGAACCUGCAAGGGAAAAUGGCAGUCUCCUUGGAAAAAGCUCAGAUCUCUCAACAGCUCUGGAAAAGCUGAAACAUGAGGAGGGUUUUACAGACAGUCCUCAUUAUGGUGAUCACUUGAAUGAUAGUCGAUUAGGGCCCAAUGAAGGAUUGUCCCCGACACCUUUCAUGAACUCAGAUCUGAUGGGGAAGACAUCAGAAAGAAGCCCAUUUCCAUUGUUUGGUCGAGAUCCAGGACUCUCAGGCUGUCAGUCCAGUCUGCUUCGAUCAGAUAUUGGGCUUGGAAGUCCAGGUGCAGUGCCAUCCUCAGGAAAAGCUGGAACACCAUAUUACCCAUUUUCUACAACAAACCCUCGCCGAAGAGCACUUCAUGAUCCAUCUUCUCUUGAUUCUCUGCAGACAAAGAAAAUAAGAAAGGUGCCUCCCGGUUUGCCUUCUUCUGUCUAUGCACCGUCUCCUAAUUCAGAUGACUUUAACAGAGAAUCUCCAAGUUACCCGUCUCCUAAACCACCAAGCAGUAUGUUUGCUAGCACUUUCUUUUUGCAAGAUGGGACCCACAAUGCUUCAGACCUUUGGAGCCCUUCCAAUGGAAUAAGCCAGCCUGGCUAUGGUGGAAUGCUGGAAAGUUCCUCUCACAUGUCACACUCCGGCAGUUAUGGCAGUCGGCACGCACAUGACCGCUUGAGCUAUCCCCCGCAUUCAGUCUCACCAACAGAUAUAAGCGCCAGUCUUCCUCCAAUGUCUAGCUUCCAUCGAGGUAGUACCAGCAGUUCAUCCUACGCCACUGCCUCUCACACUCCACCUGUCAAUGGAUCAGAUAACAACAACAUACUAGUUAACAGAGGCAAUGCUGCUGGAAGCUCACAGACUGGGGAUGCCCUUGGAAAAGCUUUGGCAUCGAUUUAUUCUCCUGACCACACUAGCAGUAGUUUUCCUUCAAAUCCCUCAACACCUGUUGGAUCACCAUCACCUCUCACAGGUGCCAGCCAGUGGUCAAGGACUGGAGGACAAGCCCCUUCAUCUCCAAAUUAUGAAAAUUCUCUGCACUCUUUGAAAAAUCGAGUUGAGCAACAACUUCACGAGCAUUUGCAAGAUGCUAUGUCAUUCUUAAAGGAUGUCUGUGAGCAGUCACGGAUGGAGGAUCGCUUGGACAGACUUGAUGAUGCUAUCAAUGUACUGAGGAACCAUGCGGUGGGGCCUUCAACCAGCCUGGCGAGUGCACAUGGGGAUAUACAUAGUUUACUGGGACCAUCCCAUAAUGGGCCAAUUAGUAGUUUGAGCUCAAAUUAUGGAGCAACCAGUCGGCAAGCCUCAAUAGUCAGCACCCAUCGGGAGGAUGGCAUCAGCCUCAGUAGCAACCAUGCAGGAUUGUCCACCACCCUUCCUGCCCAGAAUACAGAACUAAACCAUAAAACACAAGAAAGCUACAGAGUGCUGUCAGCUGGGUUGCCAACCCAAUCGGUAGCAUUAGGACCAGCCGAGAUCAAGUCAGAACACAAGGAGAAAGAUGAAAACACACAUGAGCCCACUUCCUCUGACGACAUGAAAUCCGAUGACGAGUCCUCUCAAAAGGACAUCAAGAUUUCAUCAAGAGGAAGAACAAGCAGCACGAAUGAAGAUGAAGAUUUGAACCCAGAACAGAAGCUGGAGAGGGAGAGGGAGAGGCGAAUGGCCAACAAUGCUCGUGAGCGCUUGCGGGUCCGAGAUAUUAACGAAGCAUUCAAAGAGCUGGGCCGGAUGUGUCAGCUUCACCUGAAGAGUGAAAAACCUCAGACCAAGCUGCUUAUUCUUCACCAGGCUGUGGCCGUCAUCCUCAGCCUUGAGCAGCAAGUCAGGGAGAGGAACCUAAACCCCAAAGCAGCCUGCCUUAAGAGAAGGGAAGAAGAAAAAGUUUCUGCCGUAUCGGCAGAGCCACCAACUCUACACCCAGGAAGCCAUCCUGGGCUUAGUGAAACUACCAACCCUAUGGGUCAUAUGUGAACAUCAGAAUUCUGAAAUUAUGGGGAGGAAACCUAGAAGGUGACCUUUUCUUCACAAGGACACAGACUCAAAGUAGCAUUAUAUAAGGUCACGUCUGACAAGAGAAGCAAGAAACCCAAACUCAGCCGUAUGAGAAAAGCUACUGGUCGAUUACCUGCAUCAGAAGUGGCGAUUCCAGCAUCUCCUUCCAAGAGAAUUUCAACCCCAGAAAUAUUCUCUGCACAUUUCCUCCUCUGCCGCCUCCUCCUCCUCCUCGUUCUGUUGCAAAUAGCAGCAUGCCGCUCCAGCACAAUCAGAGACUCUGAGACCUUUCCACUUGCCGUGGAAGUUGCCUUGUGCCUAAACAGAAUUGACAAAUGCAUUGUAACUACAAAUUUUUAUUUAUUUGUAAUGGAACUAUAAAGGUCCUCAUUUGAAGGGGAAAAAAUCAACCUGUUCAGAGCUGAUAGGAAUUCAGUUGAGAUGCCGGCGUUGAGAAGCACAUUCCGAGAGCAGAGCCACAACCACCGGCUGCCCCUUUGCUUUCCCAACAUGCCUACGAGUGUCUUAAAAGAAGGAAGGGACAAGGACUUCUGUUAUUUUCCAGUUCCUUUGGCCAUUUGACAUGUGUUCCCCUUGGUCUGUCGCUCUGUGUUUAAAUGCUCAUGGCCACAGCCCGCCUCUUGGGUACAGCUCCUUACUGCAAAGCCAUUCAGGUCCAAGGCAGGAGCGCAGGCAGAUGCCGUGAGAUGCCACCGCGUUUCUUGGACUGAAAAGAGGGUGACGACACUGUCUUCAUUUCUCAACGAGACCCCUUAAACCGUUGGGGUUCCUAGCAAAGCUUAUAAUGUGAACUGAGUGGGGCGGGGGAAGAACCGACUUAGAAUUGCUUUGUUUUCUAAGCAGUCAGUCCACGUAAAGCAGAUGUAAGCACGAAACAGAUUGAAACGCAAAUUAGGUUUUUCUUCUUGGCCUGUUGUAACAACUCGUGUGCAGAAGUUUGCUUGUGAACAUCUCGUGACCAGGUAUUGGGAUGAGUUGAUCUGAUCGCUCAGAGGCAAGAGAAGUAGUCCCCAGUCUGUCCUGAUAGCUUAGCUUAAUUUCUGCCUUGCCUGUGAACUGGGGAGGGUUCUGAUUCUUGCCAACUGCAUGCCAAACACAUUUGCCCUCAGCCUAGAAGAUCAGGGCCAUCAGCAUUGUCCGGGUGUGGUAUGGCUUCACCUGAAGGGUCCCUGAGUGUUCCUCCUUUGCUGCCUCUCUUGGGAAUAUCCCAACUCCUUUAAACUUCCAUACAAACUGUCUUCCAAUGUAGAACCCCAGAGUUGGGGGUGGGAGGAAAAAAGGAGAAGGGACAAUGAAAGCGUAGCCUUCUUGAAGUUGCGGUGUUCUAUCUCUGACAUGUGGCAAUCUGCUUGCAUUCCCAAAAGGAACAACUCAGCUAAGUAUUUGAAUAAUCUCACUGCAUUUAAAAGAACAAAAACGCCGUUGCUACAACAGGCUUACAAUUUUGAGAUCCUGUCUUGGAGGGUUCCUAGCAAAUCACUGGUUUUCAAGUGACUGCCAGGACUUUGCAUCUGUUCUCCCGUAACACCUGACAAGUGUCUGUGGCCUUGCUCUUCUUCCUUCCAGUGUGUCUCAGCUCAGUGAACUUCUGCUUAUGAUGACGUGUGCAAAUGCUCACCUGCCCCCUGCUUGGCCUUUUUCCUUCCUAGCUUGUUGUCUCAUGGCUAUAUUAGAUUUUGCAGUAUGUCCAGAAGCUUUCCUUCAUAACAUAGAGAGAAAGAGAGAAAGAGAAACCAUUUGGCUUAUUUUUCACUGUAGUUAGUCUUUUUAUACAAUAAUCUUGUAAGAAAGUUUCUUGAAUUCUAAAUAUUACUCUUUCUAGAUUUUUGAAAUCAAAAAGGUUUUCAGUAAAAAAUUUCUUACUUUAUUUUACUAUAUUAGGUAGUAAAAAUGUAGGGUUAUUUACCAUAACCUGUUCAUUAAUAUCAGAAAUGUACAAUAGCAUUGUAGGAGCAUAGUAGGGUUCUAGCAUACUGUGUAGUACCUUAUGGAGUAUUGUAAGAGCUACUUGUCUGAGAUGAAUUGCUUCUCAUCUUGUUAUCCAGUUCCCAUUGUUGGUUUAUUGCAAAUUUGUACCCUGUGUCAAAUUUCAAGAUGUUACUGAUAAACCUUUUCAACCAGCAGCAAGACGUUCAACACUUUUUCUGUCAAUGUAACAGAAAACACUAUGUAUAUAACAUUUAUGUAGCAAUAAAUGUGCCAUCUUUUUU